Messenger RNA from Parnassius apollo (apollo), 1071 nucleotides. The record is from the annotation of a GenBank genome assembly. Lineage: Eukaryota; Metazoa; Arthropoda; Insecta; Lepidoptera; Papilionidae.
AUGGUAGAACUUUUCUUCAUAGGAUUACCUGGUAGGGAGCAAAUGCGCUGGAAGCAGACCCAGGCUUGUAAAGAUAUUGAGGUGAUGUGUUUACUUAUACUACGAUUAUUCUGUGUUUUGAUAAAAAGGGAAUAUUCGUUAAAUACCACAAACAAAUGUUUUGAUGGCAAAAAAGGUCAUCCAGUACUUCCUAUCGUUACAGAUAACGCAAUGAUCAUCAUCUAUUUAUUAUGGUCUUUUGGCCUUGCAGCGGUGACUGCUGCGCCAAAUGGCCUCCAGGUGUUGUUCCCUGAGCUGCACCGGCAGUACAGUUUCGUGGUGAAAACCAACUCAUCAUCGGGUAUCCUGGCACCGAGGGAAGGGAACACGUUUUGGACUCUAGAAGGAAGACUGUUGGUUACUGUCUACGAUAACUACACCAAAGUGAGAUUCAAGUUGGACGAUUUAAAGACAUCUUACCAAUCUGAAGAGGCGGCGAGGUUUUUAAAGAAGACUUGGGAAGCAGAAUAUCAGGCAAAUGGUUUAAUCAGCGGUAUCUACGUAGGUGAUGAACCCGUAUGGGCAACGAACAUGAAGAGAGCUUUGACAGUAAAUUUCCAAAUGAAGAAAGAAACUGGCACGUACGGGAAUUACGAGCCGUGCUUGUACGAAAACUGCUUGAUGGUGUACACGGUCGUGGGCGAAAGCAUAAAGAAGUAUUGCAGCCUUAAGGUGUCCUCUGCCAAUACUGAACACAGUUGGAGCUCUGUGCCCUGGACCCAGGACUAUGUGGAGAGGAACGUUCCUGAGGUCAUAUCAACAUCGGAGCGGGUGUAUGAGUUUGAUGAGAAACGCGGGUUGAUUUGUAUGAGUAUGAAUGGAAACUUCCAGUACAAGAUACAUGACCACAUACUCUAUGUGGCUUCUGAACUUUCCUUAUAUUACGACAUGGACGUCCCCGUCGAAAGCAUAGAGAAGUUGAAUCUAUCAAGAAGGGAAAUACAAUAUGACGCCGGGGAUUAUAGGAACCCAUCGAACUUCAUAAAGGUGAUGACGCAACACGACCUGAAGAAUAGGACUUACGAGGUAUAA